AUGGUCGCUUGCUACGCCAGAGAAGCUGGUCUCGUUGGGAAGGAGCCUGAAAGAAUUCAAGAGGUCACCCAGACGCACAUUGCAAACGAUCGAGAGGUGUCCGUUGCGAACAUGCUGUUGACGAGUGAAUGUCAUAUCGAAGACUUGCAAGCUGUCUCUGGUGAACUUAACCCGAUUCUACCAGAAUCGCUUCAACUGCAGUCUCUGUUAACACACUGA
Messenger RNA from Penicillium pulvis, 219 nucleotides. RefSeq lists its product as uncharacterized. Bases 1 to 219 code for a protein of 72 amino acids. The transcript has a single exon. The record is from RefSeq and is a predicted model, not a curated record. Lineage: Eukaryota; Fungi; Ascomycota; Eurotiomycetes; Eurotiales; Aspergillaceae.